Messenger RNA from Neogale vison (American mink), 617 nucleotides. RefSeq names its product 60S ribosomal protein L23a-like. Gene Ontology annotation, cellular component: cytosolic large ribosomal subunit; ribosome. The record is from RefSeq and is a predicted model, not a curated record. Bases 135 to 617 code for a protein of 160 amino acids. Gene Ontology annotation, biological process: translation; ribosomal large subunit assembly. NCBI's taxonomy places the organism in Eukaryota, Metazoa, Chordata, Mammalia, Carnivora, Mustelidae. Gene Ontology annotation, molecular function: rRNA binding; structural constituent of ribosome. The transcript has a single exon.
CUCUCUCUGUCAAAUAAAUAAAUAAAAUCUUUUUAAAAAUUAAAUAAAACUCUUCUUGAUUAUACAUAUUCAAAGUAUUGAGACAAAAUAUAUGUAUAUUUCUUUAUUUUUAAAUUUCAAAAGCUGCAAUAGAAAUGCAAGAAAAUAGGGAAAUCCCUUUUAGGAAGAUGGCCCCUGCCCCUCCCAAAGCCGAAGCCAAAGCAAAGGCUUUGAAAGCCAAGAAAGCAGUGCUGAAAGGCGUCCACAGUCACAAAAAAAAGAAGAUCCGCACAUCACCUACGUUCCAACGACCCAAGACUCUGUGUCUCCGAAGGCAACCUAAAUACCCUCAAAAGAGCGCCCCCAGAAGAAACAAGCUUGACCACUAUGCCAUCAUCAAGUUCCCCCUAACUACUGAGUCAGCCAUGAAGAAAAUAGAAGACAACAACACACUUGUGUUCACUGUGGAUGUCAAGGCCAACAAGCACCAGAUCAAACAGGCUGUGAAGAAGCUCUAUGACAUUGAUGUAGCCAAGGUCAACACCUUAAUCAGGCCUGAUGGAGAGAAGAAGGCAUACAUUCGGCUGGCCCCUGACUAUGAUGCUUUGGAUGUUGCCAACAAAAUUGGGAUCAUCUAA